CGCCCGGAGCGCGGAGCCGCGUGCCCACCAGCCGAACCAGAGUCCUUUUGGUCUGAAGUGUCUGUGAGACCUCACAGAAGGGCACCCCAGGUUGGACUCACCAGUGCCCCUGCUCCUUCAGGCAUGGAGGCCAUGGCAGCCAGCACUUCCCUGCCUGACACUGGUGACUUUGACCGGAACGUGCCCCGGAUCUGUGGGGUGUGCGGAGACCGAGCCACAGGCUUUCACUUCAAUGCGAUGACCUGUGAAGGCUGCAAAGGCUUCUUCAGGAGAAGCAUGAAGCGGAAGGCGCUGUUCACCUGUCCCUUCAACGGAGAUUGCCGCAUCACCAAGGACAACCGGCGCCACUGCCAGGCCUGCCGGCUCAAGCGCUGUGUGGACAUCGGCAUGAUGAAGGAGUUCAUCCUCACCGACGAGGAGGUGCAGCGCAAGCGUGAGAUGAUCCUGAAACGGAAGGAGGAAGAGGCCUUGAAGGACAGCCUGCGGCCCAAGCUGUCGGAGGAGCAGCAGCGCAUCAUCGCCAUCCUGCUGGAGGCUCACCACAAGACCUACGACCCCACCUACGCCGACUUCAGCCAUUUCCGCCCUCCUGUGCGCCUGGGGGAGGAUGGAGGGAGCCACCCCGCAAAGCCAUGCUCAAGUUACACGCCUAGCUUUUCUGGAGACUCAUCCUCCUCCUGCUCAGACCACUACACGUCUCCAGACAUGAUGGAACCGACCAACUUCUCCAACCUGGAUCUGAACGAAGAAGACUCAGAUGAUCCUUCUGUGACUCUGGACCUGUCCCAGCUCUCCAUGUUGCCCCAUCUAGCUGACCUGGUCAGCUACAGCAUCCAAAAGGUCGUUGGCUUUGCCAAGAUGAUCCCAGGGUUCAGAGACCUCACCUCUGAGGACCAGAUCGUGCUGCUCAAGUCAAGUGCCAUUGAGGUCAUCAUGUUGCGCUCCAACCAGUCUUUCACCAUGGAUGAUAUGUCCUGGACCUGCGGCAGCCAAGAUUACAAGUACAAUGUCAAUGAUGUGACCAAAGCUGGACAUAGUCUGGAGUUGAUUGAGCCGCUUAUCAAGUUCCAGGUGGGACUGAAGAAGCUGAACUUGCAUGAAGAGGAGCACGUCCUGCUCAUGGCCAUUUGCAUUGUCUCCCCAGACCGCCCUGGAGUGCAGGACGCUGCGCUGAUAGAGGCCAUCCAGGACCGCCUGUCCAACACACUGCAGACCUAUAUUCGCUGCCGCCACCCGCCUCCUGGCAGCCACCUGCUGUAUGCCAAGAUGAUCCAGAAGCUGGCCGACUUGCGAAGCCUCAAUGAGGAGCACUCCAAGCAGUACCGCAGUUUGGCCUUCCAGCCUGAGAGCAGCAUGAAGCUCACGCCCCUUGUUCUUGAGGUGUUUGGCAAUGAGAUCUCCUGACUAAGGCAGCCCUCAGUGGCACAUGGGUGGGACUGCUCCUCUGGGGCUGCAUACCCCAGCCUGGGGCUGGCAGCUGCCCAACCCCUUCCCACCCCCUCUGGAGUUCAGCCCCUCCCCUCUCACCUCCUCUCUCCACCUUGCCCACGCUCUCUUCAGCCCAACCUAAUACUAAGUCCCCCUUUCUUGAAGACCACAGGCUGCCCCCAGUCCCUCAAGACCUCAGUCGUGAGGUGCUGUUGUCAAUUUGACAAACUCCAGUGGGGACAGAGGACAGAGGCUGAAGGUGGGGCUUUGCCCAGGGAUGCCCCCACCACUACAGAAGUGGCUGCUGGCUGGUGUUGAGGGAACAAGUAGGCAGGAGAAAUGCACCCAAUCCUCAGGGACAGAGAUAAACGUACCUCCCCCUACUCCAGGUGACAUGCCCAAAGCCUGGUGGGGACCUUCCUGCCCCUGCCCCUAACCCUACCUGUGACAUGUAACUGGCCUGCAACCCAGCCCAUUCUCCAGCAGUCUGUGCUGUCCUGUCCACAGCCAGAGUGCUAACCAAGGGCUCCUCCCUCUGAGAGGCCUCCCACCACUGGCCUGUCUAGGACAUUCACUGCCAAAGAUGACCAAAACCAGGUGACUAAGUCACAAUUCCUCCCUCGCCCACCUCUGCUGGCCCAAGGGCACUUGUUGAACUUCUUGUCUGCCUGUAUCCCAUUGUCAGGGUAACAUUCUCCUUGGAGGUAGCUGCGUGAGGUGGGCUUUCUCCCCAAGGCUGGGGCCACUUACCUAGAACUUACCUGCUGAAAGACCCAAGAAGGGAAAAGAGCAGGGCCCUGACAGUGCAUGGCAGCCAAACCCAGUCUCCCAGAAGAGUACUGGAUGGUGGCCACAGCUGUCCCUGUCCCCGAGCCCAUGGCCCCUCAGCUUGGACCUAAGGUGUUACUGGAAGUGGGGGUCUCCUUUCAGGGAUCCACAUAGCAGGGCCAAGUUGCCCCAGGUUGCAGAGAAGCCUGGGCUCUGCGCAGUCUCCUGCUGCCGGUACCUUACCUCCCAGCCCAGAGAGAGAGGAUCCCCCAGCCCCAGACUCUCAUGCAGCAGCUGCAAGAGCUGGUGGUGCCUCAUCUUAAGAUGGUCAAAAUGGUCCCUCUCUACCAACCAACCCACAGGCCGGAGAAGCAGUGUCUGCUCUGUUCCCCUGUGGGGCAACAUCUUCUCACCUGUCUCACCUGCCCAGGUAUAGUUCCAAGACUGCCAUUCUCCAGGGAGAGCCAGGAGCAACACCUCAGGGGGUGGGGGGUAGGGGGGAGGUUGAUUUGGUGGCUUGUUAGAGAGUAUUUAAAGGGUGGAGUCCUAUGGAGCUGGUUUUCCUCUUUUUCUCACUCCACCAACCCAAAGUCAGAAGGGGCCUGUGAGGCAGGGCCCAAGGGGAGGGCACAUAAUUUAAAUUCAGCAUUCUCCCUGGUAGCCAGAUCAGGCAGAAGAUGGGAACUCUCUGUCCAUUUACUCCAGGUUGGGGUUCCUUGGGAGAGUAAGCCAUAGGUGUGGUGGGAGCCCCUGGAUGAAGGUGUUCCUGGAAGUCAGAGAGGGUCCUUCAGAUCAUGGUCUGAGUUUGGGGAACACAGCCUCAUUUGAUAUCUCAAAGCGGGGGGGGGGUGUUAACAUGAGUAAUAAGGCCCCCUCUACCUGCAUCUGUUCCUUGAAAACUCUGAGAACAACCAACUCACCACUGCUAGAGGCAUCAGUGCCUACCUGCCCAGCACUUCCUAGGCAGACAGCCAUCUGACAGCCAUGGUCCUGCAGAAUCCCAUUCUCAUGGCUGAAUCUUUCAUUUAUUAGAUAUGAGUUGUUUUCAGAAUCAGACUUCAUUUUGUACCGCAUUUCAAUAUAGCAGCUAGUAGUUGCCACUGGUUAAAGAUAUAUUUAUGGAGGAAAAACUUACAUUGUGAAAAUUCUAUACAUUAAUUGUUAUAUUGUAAAUUAGAGAGCCACCUUGAUAUUUAAUUUUGACUAUAUACGACACAUUUAAUUUUGGCUAUAUACAACACAUUAGUCCAGCUUGCUAUUCAGUGAGAGAAAACUAGUUCAACUCCCUUGUUAAAGAAAAUAGACUCAGAGGAGGGUGUGACUCACCCAAGCUCAUAUAACUGGUUAGAAGUAUUGCCAGGAACUGGACCCAAACUUUGGCCUGAUGGUCCCGAGCUCUUUCCACUACACCACGCUUUAGUUUAGAGCCCAUAUCACACACACACACGCACACACACACACCCCAGUGACUGAUCUAGUCCCUUGGGGAAGUCCUGGACUUUAGACAGAGCAAGUAUAGACCCCCAAUUCCUUUCUUCCUUCCCUGAGAGUCACCCUGCUGCUGACCCAUUAGGAAGAGGACAAGGGACACCUCAGCCUGGGUCUCAAUGUGAAUCAGAACCCCCACCCCCAGUGUGGCCCUGGCCAGGUGGGAUCUCUGCCUCAGCCCUGUAUGAUGCUGUUGCCUUAUCAAUAAAGUGCA
Messenger RNA from Talpa occidentalis (Iberian mole), 3898 nucleotides. RefSeq names its product vitamin D receptor (gene VDR). Gene Ontology annotation, cellular component: nucleus. Lineage: Eukaryota; Metazoa; Chordata; Mammalia; Eulipotyphla; Talpidae. Gene Ontology annotation, molecular function: vitamin D response element binding; zinc ion binding; nuclear receptor activity. Bases 124 to 1404 code for a protein of 426 amino acids. The record is from RefSeq and is a predicted model, not a curated record. Gene Ontology annotation, biological process: positive regulation of transcription by RNA polymerase II; cell differentiation; multicellular organism development. The transcript has 10 exons.